AUGGAUAUUAAUUCAAUAAUUGAUCAGUAUCUAACAUCUUGGUAUCCAACAUCAAUUCCAACAACAACUACAUCAAUAAGUUAUAUAAAUCCAACAUAUAUUGAAGGAUUAAAAGCAACAGCAUUACUGUUACAACAAGAAUUAGCUACUCAAACUAAUUCAAUUUCAUUAUAUUUUUUAUCAAGAAAUGCAAGAGCUGCAGCAGCUUCAUAUACAAUAUUAAGUAAUCAACAAGUAUUAAAUAGUAUAACACAAACUUACGAUAUUUCAACUACGACAACUGCAACAGAAACAAUUUUUAAUUCAGUUGUUACAGAAACUUUAACUCGUACAUUUGAAGAAACUUCAACUUUAUCAAUAGAUUUAUCACAAAUUACUGAUGAAUUGGUAAAUUCAACUUUAUUAUUAAAAAAAUUAGAAUGGGAUUCAAAUUUAUAUGCUAUAAAUAUUUCAAUUCCUUUUAAUUUGUUGUUCACUAUACUAUUUAUCAUUUUAAUAAUAUCAUAUAUAUCAAUAGGUAUAUUCAAAAAAGGUAAAACAAAAUAUUUUACAAUUUGUAUGAUAUUAGGUUGUAUAUUAGAAUCAAUUGGUUAUAUAUGUAGAACAAUAGCUCAUUAUAAUUGGUCAAAUCCUAAUUUAUUUGUAUUACAAGCAAUAUGUUUAACAGUAGCACCAGCAUUAAUAAUGGCAUCAAUUUAUUAUUUAUUAUCUCAAUUAAUUAUAAUUUAUGGAUAUAAUUAUUCAAUUAUAAAACCAAAUUAUAUUGCUUGGAUAUUUGUAUGUUUUGAUGUUGCAAGUUUAUUUAUUCAAAGUGGUGGUGGAAUAUUUGCAGGUAUUGCUUUAAAAAAUUUUGAAAAUACAAUUUAUGGAACUCAUAUAAUGGUUAGUGGAAUGGCUUUUCAAGUUUUAUCAAUGAGUUUAUUCUUGAUUUUCUUAUUUAAUUUUUUGAAACGAAUAUAUUUUAAUUCAAGAAAUGUAUCAUUUAAUGUUUUGGAGUUUUUUCAAUUAUUGGGAAACACUUCCAAUGGUGAAAGAAUACGACAAGAUUCCAAACUAGAUAAUAAAUAUGAUUCAAAUUAUCAAAAUUUAAGAAAUAGGAAAUAUUUCAAUUAUUUACUUUUAAUGAUUUUAAUUUCAUCUUUAUGCAUUUAUAUUCGAUGUAUAUAUAGAGUAAUUGAAUUAGUUGAAGGUUGGAGAGGGUUUUUAAUUACUCAUGAACCAUUUUUAUUAACUUUAGAUGCAUUAAUGGUAUUUUUGGGUUGUGCUAUAUUUGUACCUUUCCAUCCAAAACUUAUAAUGGGUAAUGAAUUUAAUAUAUCAGUUAGAAAAAGUUUGAAAUAUAUUAAUGAAAAAAUUAAAAAGGAAAGUAUGAUACAAUUUUAUAAAGAAGAUAGUAUUGAUAGUGAAAUUAGUUAUUACAAUAAUUUUAAAAAGAAAUCAAGUAUUGAUAAAGAAGUUCAUUCAACAAGUACAUUAUCUUCGGGAACUACAUUCAAUAAUAUACUAUCUACUCCCGAAAGAGCUCAAACCUCCAGAGAUCACUUUAAUCAUAACCCAUAUGAACAAUCAAAUAAUUAUAGAUACUACGAAACUAAUAAUCAACAACAAAUUUAUUCACCAAAAGAGAAUUCAAACAAUGUAAAAAAUAAUAAAAAAAGUGAACAAUCAUUUAAUAGUAAAUCAACAAACAAUAAACAAACACGUCAAAAUUAUUUUAAUCCAUAUUUAAAUCCAACGAAAUUUGCUCAUUAUAAUUCAUAUAAUAAUUACAAUUCACAAUCAAAUCAAAAUAUAAAAAAAUAUGAGAGUUGA
This is a messenger RNA of Lodderomyces pseudojiufengensis, 1812 nucleotides long. RefSeq lists its product as uncharacterized. NCBI's taxonomy places the organism in Eukaryota, Fungi, Ascomycota, Pichiomycetes, Serinales, Debaryomycetaceae. The transcript has a single exon. The record is from RefSeq and is a predicted model, not a curated record. Gene Ontology annotation, cellular component: fungal-type vacuole; plasma membrane. The coding region runs from base 1 to 1812 and encodes 603 amino acids.